This is a messenger RNA of Protopterus annectens (West African lungfish), 1877 nucleotides long. It is a transcript of the gene VAX2, whose product is annotated as ventral anterior homeobox 2. Lineage: Eukaryota; Metazoa; Chordata; Ceratodontiformes; Protopteridae. Gene Ontology annotation, molecular function: DNA binding; DNA-binding transcription factor activity, RNA polymerase II-specific. The coding region runs from base 613 to 1524 and encodes 303 amino acids. The record is from RefSeq and is a predicted model, not a curated record. The transcript is spliced from 3 exons. Gene Ontology annotation, biological process: brain development; neuron differentiation; central nervous system development.
AACUGAGUAAUUAGUGACAGUAGUGCGGGGGCUAGGAGCGCGUUGCUAUAGCGCACACAGAAGGUACAGAGCUGUGGACCUGCUGAAUGCUUCAUCACCACAACCAUCACCCUUCCAGUUGCGAUUCGAUACGUCUGGCAAAUACUUAAUACCCUUGAACGCACGCAGACAUGGUCACCGAUGGAGCUGACAGCACUCAAACUCUCAGCCAAAAAAACAGCCUCAGCUGAUGCUCAAUGUGGCAUAAAAAUAUAUCAGCUUGUUGGGCUGAAGAACUUUUUAAAGGAACUCCAGCUUCCGAAGUUGAAGCUAUGUCUAGCGCGCUUUAGCAGAUGAGUAUUUGCUUCAUCUCAUAUGGUGAUCGAUCACUUAUCUACUGGAAAAGGAACUAUUCUGUGGCUACUCCCCAAAAUUUCGCAGAUAUAUUUAUAUAUAUACAUUUUUUGAGACUGCUUGUCUGAUGGAAGGCUGAAAGUAGAUGAAAAGGGGGAGCAAUGGCUUCUACAUUCACCGGACCUGACCACCAUCGUGAAACCCUAGAUAUAUUUGAAAGUCACUUUCGGAAGUCCCUGACUGCUACUAUUGAGGAAAGAUCUUGAGAGGUCUCCAUCAAUGUUUGAUCAGACUACUAGGAUGGACGAUGGGCUUAAUGACGAGAGACCGCAUUUAGUUGGUUCAGCCGGCCCGCCUUGCCUAGACCGCGGGUCAACAGACAGAAGCACAGCAACUGGACAAGACAGCAUACAAGGCGUUCAAGGCUUUAAAGACAGCCCUGGCACUUCGGGCACGAUGCCUACUUCCUCUAAGGACGAAGAGCCCAAAAAGACAGCGGCGGUUGAGGCUGAUUAUUGUCGACGUAUCUUGGUUCGAGAUGCCAAAGGGACUAUUCGUGAAAUUGUGCUGCCAAAGGGCUUGGAUUUAGACCGACCUAAACGUACACGAACUUCUUUCACAGCUGAGCAGCUAUACAGACUGGAACUCGAGUUCCAGAGGUGCCAGUAUGUAGUAGGUAGAGAAAGGACUGAGUUAGCACGACAGCUGAACCUGUCUGAAACACAGGUAAAAGUGUGGUUUCAAAACAGGCGCACAAAACAGAAAAAAGAUCAAAGCAAGGACUGUGAAAAACGUUGUUCUUCAACCUCAGAAUCUUUUGCAACUUGUAAUAUUUUGCGACUUUUGGAACAAGGUAGACUGUUGUCAGUUCCUGGACCUCCUAGUUUGCUUUCAUCAGGCCCCAAUGCCAUAGGAGCACCCACAGGGAAUGGAUCCACAGUGGGGAGCUCUGGAAGCCCAUCUCCUGCAAUUGGCAGUACUUCACCUGGGACCGGAGGUUUCAGUCUCCCAGUUUCUGCCCUUGCUGCAACAACUGCACCUAGAUUACCCACCCCACUCUGCUUCUCUGGCCCUGUAUUGGGAAAUCUUCAUGAUCUACCCUCUGGUUAUGGACUUGGCACAUCAGCAUUUGAGCCUUACAUGCGACUGGAAAGGAAAGACAGCAUUCCCAGCAAGAAGGCAAGCUCAUAGAACCAUGCUGCAAAAUGGAAGUGCCCUAUCAUUGAGGGAUACCACAAAUGAUUUUCUGAUGGAUUUAAAGUGAACUGCUGGACACAGGUGCACAGAUGUUAUUUAAAGAAGCUUCCUAAUGAAAAUAUGUCAAAAUGGCUCCAGCAUAAUUCGUCUCUGGUUCAAGUUGCUGUGUUGCUAUUGCUGUACGUUCAGCAGCUUACCUCAUGAAUCUAAUGUGCCUGUUCCUGCAAUAAAAUAUUUGGGGAGCUGGCAUGCUGGUUGUGAUUAAAGUGCUGAUACAUAAAGUUCAAGAUGCAUAGCUGUAAACCUGUGAUGUGAUGAGGCUGAAUAAAUUCAUGUCAAAGCCCUAA